Molecule: messenger RNA, 2842 nt
Organism: Danio aesculapii
Lineage: Eukaryota; Metazoa; Chordata; Actinopteri; Cypriniformes; Danionidae
Exons: 3
Coding region: 79-1866 (595 amino acids)
Biological process (GO): bicellular tight junction assembly; cell adhesion
Cellular component (GO): plasma membrane; bicellular tight junction
Molecular function (GO): structural molecule activity
Source: RefSeq, a predicted model, not a curated record
UCACACGUUCACCAAACCAUCAUCUCUACAGACCAACGAAUAUUUUUUGCUCUCUAAUACACCUGAAGUUGAUCCAGCAUGGUAUCAGCAGGGCUGCAGAUGCUGGGUAUAGCCCUGGCAGUGAUUGGCUGGAUUGGGGUUAUAGUGGUUUGCAUUCUCCCCAUGUGGCAAGUCACUGCUUUUAUAGGACAGAAUAUCGUCACGGCGCAGGUUACCUGGGAAGGAAUCUGGAUGAGUUGCGUGGUGCAGAGCACUGGACAGAUGCAGUGUAAAGUCUACGACUCCAUGUUGGCUCUGAGCUCAGAUCUACAAGCCGCUCGAGCUUUGUGUAUUAUUUCCAUCCUAGUCGGUGUUGUGGGAAUCCUACUCGCGGCGGCUGGAGGAAAAUGCACCACCUGCAUUGAAGAAGAACGUGCCAAGGCUAAAGUUUGCGUCAUUUCUGGAGCUAUCUUCAUCGUGGCUGGAGUUCUGUGCUUGAUUCCUGUUUGCUGGACCGCCAAUAAUAUUAUACGCGACUUCUACAACCCUAUGACCGUCAGCGCGCAGAAGGGCAUCUGCAUCUGCUGUGGCAUUCCCAUGUGGCGGGUCACCACCUACAUCGGCGCCAACAUCGUGACAGGCCAGAUCGUGUGGGACGGCCUGUGGAUGAACUGCGUGAUGCAGAGCACGGGGCAGAUGCAGUGCAAAAUACAGGACUCCAUCAUGAACCUGACCCAGGAUCUGCAGGUGGCGCGUGCACUGGUCAUCAUCUCCAUACUGAUCGGAUUCGUAGGCAUGCUGCUGACGUUUAUUGGUGGACGGUGCAGUAGCUGUCUGAAGAACGAGUCCUCCAUGGCUAAAGUGCUGAUUUUGGGAGGCAUCCUGUGCAUUGUUGCUGGAGUCCUGCUGCUGAUUCCUGUGUGCUGGUCUGCGGCGUACACCAUCUCCGAUUAUGUUAGCGUCACCACCAUUCAGACGCAAAAGAGAGAGCUUGGAGCGUCUAUAUAUGUCGGUUGGGGUGCUUCAGCGUUUCUGUUAUUCGGAGGGAUUAUCCUGUGCACUUCUUGUCCGCCGAGAGAAGAUAUCUAUCCACAAUACCCAGGCAUGUACCCAUACCAGGGACCGGUCUAUGGGCAUCCUUAUGCUCCGAGCACAGUUUAUAGUGGGAUGAACAAGCCGUAUCAUCCUCCUGUUGCUUAUUCACCUGCUCCAAGACAAUAUCACGUUCAACGUCGCAAGCCAACUUCACAAGCAAAAAUGGUGUCUAUGUGCAGAGAGAUCCUGGGCAUGUGCCUGGCCAUCAUUGGCUUCUUGGGAGCCAUUAUUAUUUGUGCUUUGCCCAUGUGGAAGGUGACCGCGUUCAUCGGAGCCAACAUCGUGACGGCGCAGACCAUCUGGGAGGGUUUGUGGAUGAACUGUGUGAUGCAGAGCACAGGACAGAUGCAGUGUAAGAUCUACGACUCGCUCCUGGCCUUGCCUCAGGAUCUGCAGGCCGCUCGAGCUCUCGUGGUCAUCGCCAUCAUCGUCUGCUUUUUCGCUCUCAUCCUGGGAAUCGCCGGCGGGAAAUGCACCAACUUCGUGGAAAGGGAAGACGCCAAGGCUAAAGUGGCCAUCGCCAGCGGUGUGAUCUUCAUCGUUGCUGGAGUUCUGGUGCUGGUGCCUGUCUGCUGGUCCGCCAACACCAUCAUCAGAGAUUUCUACAAUCCGCUCCUCACGGACGCUCAGCGGAGGGAGAUGGGGGCUUCGCUGUACAUCGGAUGGGGCGUCGCGGCGCUGCUGAUCAUCGGAGGAGGAAUCCUGUGCAGCUCCUGCCCUCCAAAAGAGGAAAAAUACGGCAUCAAAUAUUCCCAGCCGCGCUCCACCGCCACCAGCAGAGCCUACGUCUGAGGGAUACGCUAAGAUCGCGAAGACUUUUGGAGACUCUCUCACUCUUUCGUUCUAAGAUUUGCCAAGAAGAUCAAUUGACAGACUGUGUUUGCUGUUGCAUUUAUAGUAGUUAUAUAGUGAGUAUAUAUAUGUGCUGUGCUAUAUUAUACACACUCAGAAAAUUACCUUUGAGCUGAAAGAACACAAUUCUUGAGAUAUUUGUUGGCACAACUUAAUUGUUUUAUGUCAAAUUCACUUAAUGGCUAAUAACUUAAUCGAUUUAUGUUUGGCCGACAUGAAUGAACAAUGUGGACGCCUGCAUUUGUUUUACAGCCUACACACUCAAGAAAACGAUGUUUGCAGAUGUUUUGGAAAAUGAUAUGUUUGCUGUUUGUUCAAACUACUCAUUUAAAAUGAGCUGAAACAACACAAUUCUUGGGUUUCUUUGGGACAACUUAAUUGUUUUAUGUUCAUCUCAAUUAAAUUUGUAAAUAAUAAUAAUAAUAAUAAUAAUAAUAAUAAUAAUAAUAAUAAUAAGCAAACUUAAUUCCUUGAUGUUCUUCCAACACAAAUGGAUUAAGUUAGCUUAAUUGCUUUCAAAAAUUUGAGUGGAUUUAACAUAAAAUAAUUAAGUUGUCCCAAAAAAACCCUCAAAGCUCAUUUUAAAUAAGUCGUUUGUUGAGUGCAGAUCCCUGAAUGAGAAAAAUGUGCAUUUAUAAUGUGAUUUUAUUAAAUAUUUUUGUUUGUUUGUAGUUUUUUUAACAAUGUAUUCUUAUAUUAUACAUUUAAUAUGACAAUAGGAAUAGUUUCUUUAAAUGUACAAUUGAUGCUAUGUUACUGUUAAAUAUUGUUGCCUUAAAAAUGUGCAUUAACCUAGCUGUUGUGUUUGUUUAUCAGUGUAUAAAUUAACAUUAUUGCAUAAAGAUGUGUUAAUCGGUAAAAUUCUCCUGCUGUUUGUUUUUGUUUAUUAUAAUAAAUGGUUCUGUAAAACAGUAAA